GGGGGCGGGGUUUUGCGUGUGUCUCCGCUCUGAGGGCUUUGUCAAUCAGCAGGCUGUGAGAGACAGCGGCAGUAGCCAAUCAGCGAGUCGGUUCCCUUCCGGUACAUGCACUCGCACCUCCCGGGUUUCGACCGUUACUGGUGGCGCGCGCGGGGACUCAAAAUCAUGGAGGACACCCAGGCUAUUGACUGGGGUGUUGAAGAAGAGGAGGAGACAGAGCAACUCCAAGACUCCUUGGAGUGUAGCUUGGAGCCUGUAGGGCGGCUGCGUGUCUUCAGUAGUGUCCAUGGACCAGAAAAAGAUUUCUCACUGUACCUCGGGAAGAACGUGAUAGGCCGGAUGCCUGACUGCUCUGUGGCCCUGCCUUUUCCAUCCAUCUCCAAACAACAUGCAGUGAUUGAAAUCUCGGCCUGGGAUAAGGCACCUAUCCUCCGAGAUUGUGGGAGUCUUAAUGGUACUCAAACCCUGAGGCCUCCCAAGGUUCUGAGCCCUGGGGUGAGUCAUCGUCUAAGGGACCAGGAAUUGAUUCUCUUUGCUGACUUGCCCUGCCAGUACCAUCGCCUGGAUGCCCCUCUGCCCUUUGUCUCCCGGGGCCCUCUAACAGUAGAGGAGACACCCAGGAUACAAGGAGGAACUCAAUCCCAGAAGCAUCUGUUGGCUGAGGACUCAGAGGAGGAAGUAGAUUCUCUUUCUGAAAGGCGUGUGGUGAAAAAAUCAAGGACCUCAUCCACCUCUUUGACAAUGAUAGUUCCAGAGAGUGAUGAAGAAGGGCCUUGCCCUGUCCCGGGUGACCGUGGGUCACCUUUUGCCUUCAACUCCAACAGUGACACAAAUGAGAAAGAAUGUCCACAACCAGCAACAAGGGAGACCUCAGCUACCAGGAGAAGUGUCGCUGCAGAGGCAGAGCAACUUGAAGCUAAUGGAGUUGCAACUGGAAUCCAGCUUGAAAAGGAUCAACCUUCACUGAAGAAGAGGGACAGUGACAUAAAAGUCAAGAGGUAUGCAGGGGAUGGGGUGGCUCCAGUUGGGGUGAUUCUGAAGAGCAGCCAACCUUCUGGGGAGGACAGUGGCACAGAUGUGGAUGAUGACAGCAGGCCUCCUGGAAGGUCAGUGAAGGUCCAUUUGGAAAGGGCCCAGCCUUUUGACUUCAUCGACAGUGAUACUGAUGUGGAAGAAGAAGGGAUCCCGGCAACCCCAGCUGUAGUUCCUAUGAAGAAGAGGCGAAUCCUCCAUGGAAUUGGAACAAAGGGUCCUGGAGUAUCUGGUUUGGCAUACUUGCAGGAGAGCCAGGCUGGUGGUGAUACCGAUGUGGAGGAGGGCAAGGCCCCAUGGGCCAUCCCUCUGGAGAAAAGUCAAGCCUCCAUAGUGAUCAACAGUGAUACAGAUGAUGAAGAAGAAGUCUCUGCAGCCCUCACUUUGGCAUGUCUGAAAGAGAGCCGACCUAUUAUAUGGUACAGAGGUGCACGUGUGGAAGCGGACAGGGUCCAACCUGUGGUCCUUCUGGAGCAAAGCCAAAUCCCCGAGAGAGACAGUGACACAGAUAUGGAAGAGGAAGGGCUCCCAGUGGAAAAGAGAGCAACUGUCCCCAAGGGUCACACAGACAAGGUUGGAGCCCUUGUAAUAGCAUAUCCAGGAAAGAACCAACCUCCUCCUGGGGACAAUGAUAACAGAGUGGAAGCAGAUAAGAGCUUACCCAAGAUCUACCAAGCCUCUGCCACACUGGAUAUCAACACAAAAGUGGAGGAGGAAGUCUCAUCAGGGCCAGCUGUCGUACAUCUGGAGAAACAUCAGGUGUCUUUGAAGGGGACAAAUCAAACAGAUGUAGAAGCAAAGAGUGGGCCAGCAAAGCUGCCUAUGGUGCCUCUAGAGGAAGCCCAACCUCCUACACAUGGGGACUGUGAAACAGAUCCGAAGGAGGGUACGUCCUCAGCCUCAAAAGUGGCAGAUGUAAGAAAGAAACAGCUUCCAGCAGAAGGGGAUGCUGGGACAGAGUGGGGUGCAGCUGUUUUUGAGCGGGAGAGAGCUCUCAAGAUGGGAGCCCAGGGUGAAUCACCUAUGGCACAAGUGAAGCAGGACCUUCUCCCUAUCUCAAGGGAGAACCUUGCAGAUCUGGUGGUAGACAUAGGCACUCUAGGGGAACCCAUUCAGCCACAGAAAGAGGGAGCCCAGACCCCCACAGGAAGGGAGAGAGAACAACAUGUGGGCGAUGCCAGUGAUUCUGACGACAACUAUGAUGAUUCUGAAGAUCUGUAUCUACAGGCUACCCAGUGCUUUGUGGAAAGAGAGAAUCAGAACCUAGAAGCAAUUCAGGACAUAGAGGAUGAACCCACCCAGCUCUUCCUGUCUACUCUACCUGAAGAGUCUGGCUCUUCCCAUGGGAGAUUCCGGACCCCAGGCCACCUGAAUUGCAAGAUGCCACCUGCUAAGAAGGCUUCCAUGGUAAGAGCUGCUUUCUCUAUCUCUCAGAUCCAAGAGGUAAAAGCAGCAGGUAGAUCUGGGUCCACCCCAGAGCCCCAGCCUAAGGCCUCUCAAAGCCGUAAGAGGUCUUUAGCUAUUGUGGAUUCACCCCCACUUCAAAAACGGCCCCAACGAAGGGAAGUCUCCCAGAAGACAGCGUUCCUCAAAGAAAAAGGAGAUGAUACCACAGAGAGGCCAGAGAAGGAAGAGGACCUAGUGAUUCCAGGACCAGUCAAGAGAAAGGGAGAUGAGGGAGAGGAAGAGCCCAAGGGAAUACCAGGCCGCAGCCUCCGACGGACCAAACCUAGCCAGGAAUCAAUAACCCCCAAAGUGCUCUUCACAGGAGUGGUAGAUGCUUGGGGAGAGCAGGCUGUGCUGGCACUGGGGGGAAGUUUGGCCAGCUCAGUGGCAGAGGCAUCCCACCUGGUUACUGAUCGAAUCCGCCGAACCGUCAAGUUCCUAUGUGCCCUGGGACGGGGGAUCCCCAUCCUGUCCCUGGAUUGGCUGCAUCAGUCCCACAAGGCUGGUCGCUUCUUGCCCCUGGAUGAAUAUGUAGUGAGCGAUCCUGAGCAGGAGAAGAACUUUGGUUUCAGCCUUCGAGACGCCCUGAGCCGGGCUCAAAAGCGAAGGCUGCUGGAGGGCUAUGAGAUUCAUGUGACCCCUAGCGUUCAGCCACCACCACCUCAGAUGGGAGAUAUCAUCAGCUGCUGUGGAGGCACUGUCCUGCUCAACAUGCCCCGGUCCUACAAGCCUCAGAGAAUUGUGAUCACAUGCCCUCAGGACUUCCCUCGAUGCUCCAUUCCAUUUCGGGUUGGGGUCCCCCUCCUCUCACCUGAGUUCCUGCUGACUGGAGUACUGAAACAGGAAGCCAAGCCAGAGGCCUUUGUCAUCUCCACUUUGGAAAAGCCAUCCACCUGAAAACUCCAGUACCCUUUUCCCUCCCAGACCAGUAAAUAAAGUAUUUAAAAAUA
Messenger RNA from Carlito syrichta (Philippine tarsier), 3428 nucleotides. RefSeq names its product mediator of DNA damage checkpoint 1 (gene MDC1). Gene Ontology annotation, biological process: positive regulation of transcription initiation by RNA polymerase II. The record is from RefSeq and is a predicted model, not a curated record. The coding region runs from base 106 to 3375 and encodes 1089 amino acids. NCBI's taxonomy places the organism in Eukaryota, Metazoa, Chordata, Mammalia, Primates, Tarsiidae. Gene Ontology annotation, cellular component: nucleus. The transcript is spliced from 14 exons. Gene Ontology annotation, molecular function: protein binding.